Molecule: messenger RNA, 951 nt
Organism: Candida albicans SC5314
Lineage: Eukaryota; Fungi; Ascomycota; Pichiomycetes; Serinales; Debaryomycetaceae
Exons: 1
Coding region: 1-951 (316 amino acids)
Cellular component (GO): lysosome
Molecular function (GO): thiolester hydrolase activity; palmitoyl hydrolase activity
Source: RefSeq, a predicted model, not a curated record
AUGUUAUUACUGAAUUUAUUCAACGUCCAACAAACUAUACUUCUGCUUAUACCAGCGACAAAUUUUGAUGUGUCCACAAGUUUCCCAGAACCUGUUUUGUCGACAACCGAUACUUACCGACCAGUCGUAAUUUGGCAUGGUUUAGGUGACAACUAUAACACGUCCGGUAUACAUAAAGUCCAUGAAAUAUUAGACAGCAUGUAUCCAGGAAUAUUUGUCUAUGCAAUACGUUUAGAUGAUAACCCUUCUUCCGAUGAACAAAAGUCUUUUUUUGGGGAUGCCAACAAACAAAUUGACGAGGUGUGCCAACAACUUCGAAAUAUCACUGAAUUACUGCAUGGGUUUGAUUCUAUUGGAUUCUCUCAAGGUGGGGUUUUUAUGAGAGGUUUGAUAGAAAGAUGCCCCUUAGAAGUGAACAAUUUAAUAACUUUUGGUUCUCCGCAUUUGGGAGUGCUGGAACUACCUCUAUGCAAAGACCGUUUUGAUUGGUUAUGCAAACGGAGAAAUGCAUUAUUGAAGAAGCAAGUUUGGCACGAUAGUGUUCAAAAGCGAGUUAUACCAGCACAGUAUUUUAGAGAUCCAGCAAACAUAGACCAAUAUUUAGAGCAUUCAAAUUACUUGGCAGAUAUAAACAACGAGCGCGAUGAAAAGAAUGCAACUUACAAGGAAAACUUUUCAAAAUUGAACAAAUUAGUGUUAGUAAGUUUUACCGAAGAUACCACUCUUGUGCCUAAAGAGAGUUCACAGUUUCAUGAUUUUGACCCAGAGCACAAGAGAAGUAUCCCCUUUCUUUAUACGGAAUUAUACAAGAACGACUACAUUGGAUUAAAAACCCUUUACGAAAAGAAUUCAGUUGAUUUUCUAUCGAUCGAAGCAGAACAUAUGCAUAUUGAUGAGGAUUUCAUAAAAAAUAUUGCUCAAGAGUAUUUAGGUGGGAAAUUAUGUACGUAA